CACUCGUUGAAAUUCCUAUUAUGAGCAACACCACUGGCAGCACAAGUUAGCUCUGCUCUCUAUACAGCUAUGUCAGGAGACUCGGAGUUGGAGUUGGGGGUGGAUACAACUCCCAUUCCAACAAAAGUGACUCAAACUGCCUUGAACCUUCAAGUUGGACCUAGCACCCAUGAUCGUAUCCAAACCCUUACAGACUUCCACAUUCGUCUUCAGUCUGUCCGACAUAUACCUUCGUUCCUACUGAGGCAUCCAUCUGGAUCUUCACUAUCUCAUGAACCAGAGUUUGCUUCUUCAUUUGACCCAGCCGACCACGACUUUGCAGCUCCAUUCCACACUACCCCAACACAGGACUUCCGCACUCUAAAAAGUAUAGCCGACACCCUGCGCUCUGAAAAAAUCCAAGAAGCGUUAAAGGUUGCCCGCGAGAGCGAAGAUGCAGAUAAAAGCGACCUUGGCUUGUUCCAGAGAGAAAGUCGCAAACGGAAGCGAGCACUUUCGCCAGUUGGCUCACCUCAGCCUUACAUACCGCCGCCACCGCGAACUUCAUCAUUAUUCCCACAUAUUGAUGAUGAGCUUCCCUGCUUGCGUGCUGAGGGACUAGUAGAAUAUAUUCGAGAAUUCAAUCGGGGUGACAUAAAGUUACAUCCUAGCCCAGGGACCAGUGAAGCGUUUCAGCCGAAAUGUAAACUAUGCCUAUGGUCCAGGACACGUUCGCCACAACUUGACCGAUCAAUGAAUCACAGCACGCCGCGACUAAAGUUGACUAGUCCCGCAAUCUUGCGAUUCACAAUCGAAGAUGUACUCACCGCUUACGUCUCCCUUGUGUUCACCUGCUUGGAAGAUCCACUUCUUAUAGAGAGUGUAACCGUCUUUGGCCCCAGAGAGAUGAAGCUGCCUCAUAUGCAAUCCGAUUAUCUCGCGUUCCAAGUACUAUCCCAGCAUAUCGCGAAAAUGGUUCAGUCUCACCCACAAGUACCUCUUCAGACGCUCGUUCAUCUUUUGGUAUCUUAUCAAGGACUUUUUGUUGAUCGGUGUACUAGUUGCGAACGGGUACUUUCGGCAGAAGGUCACGUUCCUCCAGCUGCGCGGUUAUGGAUUCCCAGAGGCACUCAGCAACCUAUUGACCUCGAUGCGAACAAAGCAGAUGAGCCCGAUCAUGGUGUCAUCAUCAAUCCAGACGCUACCCCCGCGAGAAGUCAAACCGCGGAUUAUUCUGAUGGACAUUGGGAAUCACGCCAUGUCACGUGUAUGCACAGCUGAACCAAUAUAACCCAGGUGUUUCGGAGC
Molecule: messenger RNA, 1287 nt
Organism: Suillus fuscotomentosus
Lineage: Eukaryota; Fungi; Basidiomycota; Agaricomycetes; Boletales; Suillaceae
Exons: 4
Coding region: 70-1260 (396 amino acids)
Biological process (GO): regulation of transcription by RNA polymerase II
Cellular component (GO): mediator complex
Molecular function (GO): transcription coactivator activity
Source: RefSeq, a predicted model, not a curated record